CAGGCACAAGUUACUACCUUUCUACUGUCUGUGGUUAUUACCACAAAAUCAUUGAGUUAUGUGGAAACACUCAGUGCUUCUCCAUAGAAGGUGUAUCCACACAUCUGCUACUACACUGAAGAAGUCACCUCAAAAUCUAAAGGGGAAGAGUCCGGCUGACAAACGCUGGAUUGUCAGGCAACUUAAGGAUCCUUUUGUGAAAGCUGCUCAUGUCCAAAACUAUCGCUGCAGGAGUGCUUUCAAGUUGUUGGAGAUCGAUGACAAGCACAAGAUUCUGAGACCAGGCUUUAAUGUGGUAGAUUGUGGUGCAGCUCCUGGUGCAUGGAGUCAAGUUGCUGUGCAAAGAGUAAAUGCAACCGGGCAAAAUCCUGAACAGCCCUGUGGGUCUGUCAUUGGGGUCGACCUCCUGCAUAUUGCCCCUCUUGACGGUGCCCACUUCCUGACUGAUCAGGACAUCACCAGCCCUGCCACCCACGCGGAGCUUCAGAGGCUCCUGCCAGGUGGCCUUGCUGAUGUCAUCCUGAGUGACAUGGCACCCAACGCCUCAGGUUUCCGUGAGAUGGACCACGAGAAACUGAUCUCCAUGUGCCUUUCUUUGCUGGACCUUUCUGACAAGGUGCUUAUGCCCGGAGGCUGCCUUGUCCUCAAGUGCUGGGAUGGAGGUCUCACCUGGAAGCUCCAACAGGGACUUGCAGAAAUAUUUAAAGAAGUAAAGACAGUUAAGCCAAAGGCGAGCAGAAAAGAAUCUGCUGAACUGUUUUUUCUGGCAAAAUUGUUCAAAAAGACCUAACUGUGGAUCAUGCAAUUUGUAACAGACAGAAUAUUUGAAUAUGAAUCUAACAGUUAUAUCAUUUGAUUUUUCAAAUGGUCACGUGCACCUGGUUUGAGGAGUUACUCUUUGACAUGUAAAAAGAAUGAUCUGGAAAGAUUCACACCUAGUAAACUUCGACAGUUAUAUGCAUAAUGUGGUUUGCAUGAUCAGCUUGCAGUUAUUUGCAGGUAUUUGAAAUAUAUUCAUUGUGAGUUAGCUGAUACAUGUUCUCAGCCUGUCAUUUUGCAGUGAGUCAUCCAGAAAGGUGACUGAAUGACUCAGAAAGGAUCAGGAAAGAGAGGCCUAAUUGCAUAGCUGAAGAGCCGAUGAUUGUGUAAAAUCUUUCAUAUUGAAAGAUUGUAUAACUGUGCCAUUGUGCCUUUUUCCCCAUAUAAAGUUUUUCUCAUUUCGUCAA
Sardina pilchardus (European sardine) is the source of this 1226-nucleotide messenger RNA. RefSeq names its product mitochondrial rRNA methyltransferase 2 (gene mrm2). Gene Ontology annotation, molecular function: rRNA (uridine-2'-O-ribose)-methyltransferase activity. The coding region runs from base 59 to 790 and encodes 243 amino acids. Gene Ontology annotation, biological process: RNA methylation. NCBI's taxonomy places the organism in Eukaryota, Metazoa, Chordata, Actinopteri, Clupeiformes, Clupeidae. The record is from RefSeq and is a predicted model, not a curated record. Gene Ontology annotation, cellular component: mitochondrion. The transcript is spliced from 2 exons.